Messenger RNA from Leptonychotes weddellii (Weddell seal), 558 nucleotides. It is a transcript of the gene CCDC194, whose product is annotated as coiled-coil domain containing 194. NCBI's taxonomy places the organism in Eukaryota, Metazoa, Chordata, Mammalia, Carnivora, Phocidae. The record is from RefSeq and is a predicted model, not a curated record.
AUGGCCGAGCUGGGGCCAGAGCCGGGCCGCGCGUGGCGGGUGCUGGCCCUGUGCGGGGCAGCGGUGUUCCUGGCAGCCGCGGCAGCCGGGGCGGCCCUGCUGGCCUGGAAUCUGGCCUCCUCGACCUCCCGGGGACCUCGCUGCCCACAGCCAGGGGCCAACGCCACGGCGCCCCCCGUGGACCUGGCGCCUGAGCUCGAGGAACUGCGGCGACGGCUGGCAGAGGCGACCCAGCACGAGGAGGCUCUGGCCAGACAGCUAGACCAGGUCAACCGAGUCGGUCGGGAGCUGGAGGAGGCACUGAGGGCCUGUCAGGGCCGCCAGAGCCGGCUUCAGACCCAACUGAUGACCCUGAAGACUGAGAUUGAAGAGGCCAAGGCACAGGGGACCCAGAUGGGGGCUGAGAACGGGGCGCUCACAGAAGCCCUGGCGCGCUGGGAGGCGGCGGCCACGAAGUCUGCGCGGAGGUUGGACGAGGCACAGCAGCGCGCACGCGCGGCCGAGGCCGAAGCCGAAGCUUGCGCAGCCAGGGAGGCGGCGCUGCGCGAACGCGCGUGA